This is a messenger RNA of Micromonas pusilla CCMP1545, 1413 nucleotides long. RefSeq lists its product as uncharacterized. The transcript has 4 exons. Gene Ontology annotation, molecular function: ribokinase activity. Gene Ontology annotation, cellular component: cytosol. The record is from RefSeq and is a predicted model, not a curated record. The coding region runs from base 34 to 1362 and encodes 442 amino acids. Gene Ontology annotation, biological process: D-ribose metabolic process. Lineage: Eukaryota; Viridiplantae; Chlorophyta; Mamiellophyceae; Mamiellales; Mamiellaceae.
CCGGACCGCCGCGGCGUCGCGAGCGCGGCGGCGAUGUCGGACUUUCCCAGACCCUGCCAGCACUGCAACGAGAUCGUCUUGAACCGGACGGCGUACUACAGAAACCACAAGAAGGGGCGGUGCCUCGUCAUCCCGGGGGACCCGCGAGAGGCGCCCGCGCGAAGCGAGAUGAAACGCGCGAAGAAGACGCGCGAUGAUGAUAACGGCCCUGAUGAUGAGACGACGCCCCCUCCUCCUCCCGCCGUCGUCGUCUUCGGCUCCGCGAACGUCGACCUCGCGAUGCGCGCGCCGGUCCUCCCCGCGCCGGGCGUGACCGUCCUCGCGCCGUCGUACGCGCUCGCGCCGGGAGGGAAGGGCGCGAACGCGGCGUGCGCGUGCGCGGUGACGGGGCGCGGGCGGAACCGCAUCGCGAUGACGAGCGCGUUCGUCGACGUCUUCGACGUCGUCGUGAAGUUCGUCGGCGCGGUCGGCGACGACGCCUUCGGCGCGAUGCUCAAGGACGCGUUCGCGGACGCGGGCGUGGACGCGACGCACCUCGCGACGCGCACUGCGAGCGCGGCGCGCACGGGAUGCGCGUCCGUGAUCGUGGACGCGCGAGGAGAGAACCAGAUCUGCGUCGGCGCGGGCGCCAACGCGACGGUGAACGCGAAGGAGCAACUGGGCGGCGUGGGUGCUGGGAAAAUGCUGCGUCCCGGGGACGUCUUCUUGACGCAGCUCGAGGUUCCCGCGCGCGAGGUGUGGGACGCGAUCGCGAUCGCGAAGGAGGCGGGCUUGACGGUGGUUCUGAACGCCGCGCCGGCUGCGGCGGUGCCGGCGGAGGUUCUGAAGCAGGUCGACUUCCUGGUCGUCAACGAGCACGAGGCGGCGCGCGUGGAGGCGUUCGCCGUCGCGCCCGGAUGCGCGCACCCGGCGGCGCUGCGCGGACGUUUGGAUCCGCCGAUCGAGGCGGCGUGGCAGAUCGCGCGGGAGCACCGCGUCGUCGUGGUCGUCACCCUGGGCGCGAACGGCGCCGCGGUGGCGCUUCCGGUCGUCGUGAGCUCCAAAUUAGGGUUUAUCGCGGGCGCGGAGGUGCGUCGAUUCGGCGUCGCGCCGCUGCGAGCGAACGAAUCGGUGAUCGACACCGCCGGCGCGGGCGACGCGUUCGUCGGCGCGUUCGCCGCGUCUCUCGCGCGCGGCGACGACGUCGAUACGUGCAUGACGCGCGCGUCGUACGCGGGCGCGGCGGCGUGCACGGCGAAGGGCGCGCGCGGGGGCGUUCCGACCGGGGCGGAGAUCGACGCGCGGACGAGGGAAGAGCCGCGAAUGGCGCCGCCGACGCGCGAGCUGUUCGACGCGCGCGGGAUGCCUGUUCCUUUAGUCUAGUUGGGGUUUCACAGGUUUCACGCUGUACUACGUACGGAAGUACUUUAUAUG